Cyanistes caeruleus (blue tit) is the source of this 549-nucleotide messenger RNA. NCBI's taxonomy places the organism in Eukaryota, Metazoa, Chordata, Aves, Passeriformes, Paridae. The record is from RefSeq and is a predicted model, not a curated record.
AUGAGUUUUGGGGAAAGGCAGAAUGGGAGGAAAAUUGGCGAAUUGCGGGGAAAAGGGGAGAAAAAGGAGGAAAGUCUGAACAGGCAGAAGAGCGUUUUGCUCUGCUCGCUGCGCCGGCAUCUCCUGUGGCCACUGAUCCCGCAGCGCGGCUACCGGGGCGAUUCCCCCACGGAUUCUGGGAAGGACGUGCUGGAGAUCCCGCUGCCCCCCUGGCAGGAGCGUCCGGACGAGCCGCUGGACACCAAGAGAGCCCGGCUGCUGUACGAGAGCAGGAAGAGAGGGAUGCUGGAAAACUGCAUCCUGCUCAGCCUCUUUGCCAAGGAAAACCUGGCGCGCAUGAGCGAGGAGCAGCUGAACCGCUACGACCGCCUCAUCAAUGAGCCCAGUAACGACUGGGACAUUUAUUACUGGGCCACUGAAGCGAAGCCGACGCCGGCGGAAUUUGAGACCGACGUGAUGGCCAUGCUGAGGGAAUUUGCCAAAAACAGGAACAGGGAGCAGAGGCUCCGGCAGCCGGACCUGGAAUAUCUGUUUGAGCCACCACGCUGA